CCCUGUUUCGUUCGAGGUGUUUUCAAAUUCGAAUACCUUUCGUUCGGACUGUUUUGUUUUCGAACAUCUUUCAUUCGAAUCAAACCAAACGUCAAACCCACUUUGUUUAUGAAGGAGUGAAUAAUUUCCGCAGCGGAUGAGCGGUGAACUGCAAAAAUGGAAAAAAACAAAAACAAAACAACCACUAAAAAUCAGUUCGAGCGGAUUGUGCUGCUUCUGGAGCAAGAGCCGGACAUAGCAAAGGGUUUCUCCCGAGGAAAUUCCGGACCCUACUGGGAUGAUCUGGCGGCAGAAGUCAAUAGUUUGGGACCGCCUAUUCGCGAUGGAAGUGGAUGGAAAAAGGUUUGGGCGGACUAUAAGUCCGGAUUAAAGCGAAAACUCGCUCACAACAAACGGGAGCAGAGGGCGACAGGUGGAGGACCCAAUAAAAUUAUCAAUUUGUCCGAGCUGGAGGAGCAGGCAGUUCUACUAACUGGGUUACUUGCGACCGUGGAAGGAAUCCCGGGUACCUCAUCUCAUGGAACACAGUUGGGUUCGCCUUCGGGUGAACCUCAAGCUGCAGACCAGGAAAAUUUUAUAUAUUAUGGUACUUCCGACGAGUGUGACGGUAUCAAUAAUACCAUUCACUUCCAGCCCUCUCAGCCGAAAAAAUCCAGACCUUCUACCACGAGGCUAUUAGAGCUGCAAGUCGAGCAACAAAACAAAUUUCACACCAAUGUGAAAUCCCUGUUAAAAAACACAAACAAGAAUUUGAGUGAUCUGGUUCAUUAUCAGCGCCAAUCAGCUCGAGCGAUUCUUUCCGUGGAUGCCACACUCAAAGAACAUCUGAGUGAACAAAAACGACAUAACCACGAGAUGGAGAAGAUCGCGCUGGAGAAAUCAAUAGCGACAAAUCCUUGAAACGCAGAUUGCGUAUAUUUCAGAACAUUAGAAUAAUGUUUCAAAAUAUCAGUGAUCUGAUUUUUUAUCUUUAUAUUGUAACUCAAGUAUAAAAAAAUGAAAAAAAGUUCUAAUCGUAUUUUUAUAUCUUUCCAUGGAAGAAAAAUCUUACUUAAUUUUUUCUUUGAAGUUUGUUUGGAAUAGCAUCAAAAUUAUAUAAACUUUUUUAAAAUUCACGAAUUUCGCCUAUAGUUUAUGGAACUUCCUUAACCCCUUCACGUACAACAUUGAACUUCACUCGUUGUUUCUCGAUGUGAAAUAAUUACAUAGCUUCAGGCAUAUGAUGAGGAUACCGACAACUGAAGAUUAUAAAAUUUCCGUUAUUUAAAAAAAAAUUGAAUGAGCUAAAAAUAUAAAAUAUAAUUUGAAUAUUAUAAUUAAAAUAAAAACGAACGAGUUAGUACGUAGUAAUAACUCCUUCGUUUUUAUUUUAAACACAACAUGUAUUUGCUCAUCAUAGGGCACCCAUGUUAGAUACCCACACUCAGCAGAGUAGCGGAACGACUCGAAGUGCUCGUUUUGGGCCGUGCUGUUGGAAAUUAAAUCGUACAGCAAGGGGUUAAAACAACGCAAAAAGUAUUAAUAAUGGUUAUUUGAAUACUUGGCCUGCUUACGAGAAAUCGAUAAUGACAUGUUCUCAAAGUGUUGGCAGGAAUAAGAGUAAAUAAUUCUGCCGAAACCAUAGUUAAGUAAGGAAGACACUUCCUUUUCCGGUGGUUGUUAUUUAUUUGAGCAUUUGCAAACAAGUUAGAUGAAAUUUAACAGUCAUAAAUAUUAAUUUAAACAAAAGUUUAUUAUGUAAACAGCUGCAUAACAUAUUAUAACUACUGAGAACGACCAAAUUCUAAGCAUAUAUUGUGAAGUGCACAGCAUACAUUUAUAAUUUGAGCGCAUUUAGUAGGAUUGUAGUGAAGUUGUCUCGCGCCAAGGAUGCAUCUAAACCGAUUUUUUAGUAAACCGAUUGUCCGCUCGACGAUAGCACGACCCAAGGCAUGCCUGCGAUUAAAAUCGCUCUCCAAACUCCCUUCCUCCGCUGCUCUGAAUGGCGUUACUAACCAAGGUUCCGAUGGAUAACCAGCAUCACCUGAAA
Toxorhynchites rutilus septentrionalis is the source of this 2029-nucleotide messenger RNA. RefSeq lists its product as uncharacterized. The transcript is spliced from 3 exons. The record is from RefSeq and is a predicted model, not a curated record. The coding region runs from base 157 to 900 and encodes 247 amino acids. NCBI's taxonomy places the organism in Eukaryota, Metazoa, Arthropoda, Insecta, Diptera, Culicidae. Gene Ontology annotation, cellular component: nucleus.